Amaranthus tricolor (Joseph's coat) is the source of this 3337-nucleotide messenger RNA. RefSeq names its product extensin-2-like. The record is from RefSeq and is a predicted model, not a curated record. The coding region runs from base 14 to 3244 and encodes 1076 amino acids. The transcript has a single exon. NCBI's taxonomy places the organism in Eukaryota, Viridiplantae, Streptophyta, Magnoliopsida, Caryophyllales, Amaranthaceae.
UUUCUUGUAGUGUAUGAGAGUCACAAACAACAAAAUGGCUCUCAAUAAUCCUUUUAUAAGCUCCUUACUUCUAUUCUCAAUAGUGGUUGUAGCGUCGGCUAAUAAUGUCUACACUCCAUCAUCAUCAUAUAAUAGUCCAUCUUAUUCUCCAUCUCCUCAAUACAAAUCUCCAAAUUAUUCACCAUCUCCUGAAUACUCUCCUUCUUCAGAAUUUAAAUCACCAAACUAUACCCCAUCACAUGAAUACAAAUCUCCAACCUACUCACCAUCUCUUGAAUAUAAAUCAACUGAAUACUCAUCACCUUCAGUUUACAAGACCGUAGACAACUCAGUAUCUUCAGUGGAUGUGUCCCAAUACUAUUCUCCUUCUCCAGUAUAUGUAUCACCAGAAUAUUCACUAUCCCUCAAGGAUAAGUCACCAACAUACUCUCCAUCAUCAAAUUACAAUACUCAUGAGUACUCUUCAUCACCUAUGUACAAGCCACCAUACUAUUCUCCAUCUCCUGUGUACAAAUCACCAGAGUACUCACCAUCCUCUGAAUACAAGUCGCCAACAUACUCUCCAUCUUCAAGUUAUAAGACUCAUGACUACUCUCCAUCUCCUGUUUACAAAUUUCCAGACUAUUCUCCUUAUCCUGUGUACAAAUCACCUGACUACUCUCCAUCCGCUGAAUACAAUUCACCAACAUAUUCUCCAUCUUCUGACAAAACUCCUUACUAUUCACCAUCUCCUAUGAAAAAGUCACCAUACUAUUCACCAUCUCCAUUACACAAAUCACCAGAAUACUCACCAUCUUCCAAGUAUGAGUCACCAACAUAUACUCCCUCUUCUGAAUACAAGACACAAGAGUACUCACCAUCCUCUGAAUACAAGUCGCCAACAUACUCUCCAUCUUCAAAUUAUAAGACUCGUGACUACUCUCCAUCUUCUGUUUACAAAUCUCAAAACUAUUCUCCUUCUCCUGUGUAUAAAUCACCUGACUACUCUCCCUCCGCUGAAUACAAUUCACCAACAUAUUCUCCAUCUUCUGACAAAACUCCUUACUAUUCACCAUCUCCUAUGAAAAAGUCACCAUACUAUUUACCAUCUCCAUUACACAAAUCACCAGAAUACUCACCAUCUUCCAAGUAUGAGUCACCAACAUAUACUCCCUCUUCUGAAUACAAGACACUAGAGUACUCACCAUCCUCUGAAUACAAGUCGCCAACAUACUCUCCAUCUUCAAAUUAUAAGACUCCUGACUACUCUCCAUCUUCUGUUUACAAAUCUCCAAACUAUUCUCCUUCUCCUGUGUAUAAAUCACCUGACUACUCUCCCUCCGCUGAAUACAAUUCACCAACAUAUUCUCCAUCUUCUGACAAAACUUCUAACUACUCACCAUCUCCUAUGAAAAAGUCACCAUACUAUCCACCAUCUCCAUUACACAAAUCACCAGAAUACUCACCAUCUUCCAAGUAUGAGUCACCAACAUAUACUCCCUCUUCUGAAUACAAGACACCAGUUUACUCUCCAUCCCCUGUUUACAAGACACCUAUUUACUCUCCUUCUCAUGUAUACUCAAAACCUGUUUACUCUCCAUCUUCUGUAUACCCAACACCUGUUUACUCUCCAUCCCCCGUAUACAAGUCACCAUACUAUUCUCCAUCUUUUGGAUUCAAAUCACCAAAUUACUCUAUGUCACCAGUUUAUAAAACUCCAUACUAUCCUUCAUCUCCCAAUUAUAAGACCACAUCUUGCCCUCCAACUCCUGUCUAUGAGAUCCCUGAUUACGUAUACGCUCCAUCAUCAAAUUAUAACACGCCAUACAAGUCUCCAACACUAAUUUACAAAUCACCAUACUACUCUCCAUCACCCGUGUACAAAUCUCCUAACUACUCACCAUCUUCUGUGUACGCGACUUCAUACUAUUCCCCAUCCUCAGUUUAUAAACCUUCAUACUAUUCUUCAUCUCCGAUAUACAAUUCUCCAUACUACACUCCAUCAAGCUACAAGACUCCAUACUAUUCUCCAUCUCCUGUAUACAAAAGUCCAUACUACUCACCAUCCCUAAUUUACAAAUCUCCAUACUAUUCUCCAUCUCCUAUUUACAAGACUCAUUACAACUCCCCAUCCCCAGUUUAUAACACUCCGUAUUACUCUCCAUCACCAGUUUACCAGUCACCGUACUACUCCCCAUCAUUUAUUUACAAGUCCCCAUCCCCAUCCCCAUCCCCAUCUUAUGCAUCCCCUUACUAUUCUCUAUCACCUGCCUACAAUGAAAAAGUUUACACUCAAUCACCAACUUAUACACCCAUGACUUCUUACUACGAAAGGAAUGUUUACACUUCUUCACCAACAUAUUCACCAUCCCCUACUUACAAGUCUCCCUACUACCCGUCGUCCACCUCGUAUGAAGCUCCUUAUUACUCCCCAUCACCAAUUUACAAGAAACCUGUAUACACUCCAUCUACAACCUACACUCCAUCGUCAACUUAUGAAAAAAAGAAUGUGUAUACUUCUUCCCCAACAUAUUCACCAUCCCCUGUUUACAAGUCUCCCUAUUAUUCUCCAUUCCCUUCUUAUAUGUCACCUUACUACUCCCCAUCACCUGUAUACAAGAAAUCAAUUUACACUCCAUCGUCAGUUGUCUCACCAUCUUACGACCAAAAACCUGUGUACACCCCUUCACCAAUAUAUUCACCAUCUCCGGUUUACAAAUUUCCUUAUUACACCCCAUCAUCUUAUGAGUCGCCUUACUACUCUCCAUCUCCUAUUUACAAGAAAUCAUUAUACACUCCUUCACCAUCUUACAUUCCAUCUAACUAUGAAAAACCUUUGUACACCCCAUCAUCAACGUAUUCCCCAUCCCCAGUUUACAAAUCUCCUUAUCACACUCCAUCCCUUUCUUAUGAGUCGCCUUACUACUCCCCAUCUCCUAUCUACAAUAAAUCGUUAUACACUCCGUCACCAUCUUAUAUUCCAUCUAACUAUGAAAAAUCUGCCUAUACCCCAUCCCCAACAUAUUCACCAUCUCCUGUUUACAAGUUUCCGAAUUACUCUCCAUCCCCUUCCUAUGAAUCCACAUACUCUCCAUCACCUAUCUACAAAACGCCAGUUUACACCCAUUUACCAUAUUACAAUGAAAAGUCAGUCUACACACCAUCUCCAAGUUAUUCACCAUCUCCAAUUAACUAUUCCCCAACCUAUAGUCCAUCUACUGAGUACAAACCUUCUGUUGAAGCCAAGGUUACUUCCCGCCACUAAUUUAAGCAUGAGAUAAUUAUUUUUCCUUAUUUGUUUAUUGUUUUUUAUAUUUCCUGAAUGUAAGCUAUGGUGAAUCCAACAAAUUUAGAUUGG